AUGUCUACGCGCUCCAGCGAUAACCCCCGCUCGGAGGCCCGCGACUCGGCGAUUGCGGGUGCCUGUGCAGGCUUGGUGUCGAGUAUCGUGACCUGUCCUCUGGACGUGAUCAAGACACGCCUCCAAGUCCAGACAGGCAUCCGCUCCGAGAUCGGGGCCUCUACAUCCAGCGUACAAGGUGUAACUCACAUCAUUCGCCACAUCUGGCACGAUGACGGGUUCCGCGGCUUCUAUCGCGGGCUCGGGCCGACGAUGGUCGGCUAUCUGCCGACCUGGGCGAUCUACUUUUCAGUAUACGACGCAGGAAAAACCUUCUUCCGCACGCAUCUGACCACCGACGGAAAAGAAACCUUCCUUACCCACAUUGCGAGCGCCAUGACGGCGGGCGCUGCGAGCACGACGUGUACGAGCCCGCUCUGGGUGGUCAAGACACGCUCGAUGCUCCAAACAUCGAAAGAGCCCGAAGAGCUCCGCUACCGAAAUAUCCUCGACGCGUUUGCCAAAAUUUACCGGCAGGAGGGCAUCGGCGGCUUUUACAAGGGCCUCUUCCCGAGUCUCUUGGGCGUAUCCCAUGUUGUGGUUCAGUUUCCUCUUUACGAGCACUUUAAGCGGCUUGCAAUGGACUACCAGCAGACCGAGGCACUCUCGCCAGGUAUGAUUCUGCUGUGCAGCGGCGGCUCGAAAAUGCUCGCAUCCAUUGCUACAUACCCCCACGAAGUGCUGCGCACACGCCUUCAAAUGGUUCCCGAGCGCGCUGCGAGCGGCGCACAAUCGAACCGCUAUACCGGCUUUGUCCAAGCCAUCCAGCUGAUCGCACGGCAAGAGGGCAUCCACGGCUUCUACAAGGGCAUGGGCGUCAACCUCGUCCGCACCGUACCCAACUCGGGCUUGACGAUCUUGACCUACGAGGUGAUCAUGCACUACUUUAACACCCACUAG
Malassezia japonica is the source of this 939-nucleotide messenger RNA. RefSeq lists its product as uncharacterized. The record is from RefSeq and is a predicted model, not a curated record. Gene Ontology annotation, biological process: NAD transmembrane transport. The transcript is spliced from 4 exons. Bases 1 to 939 code for a protein of 312 amino acids. Lineage: Eukaryota; Fungi; Basidiomycota; Malasseziomycetes; Malasseziales; Malasseziaceae. Gene Ontology annotation, molecular function: NAD transmembrane transporter activity.